AUGGCUCUGACCCCUGUCCAUCGCUCUCCCCUAGGACUCGGRGCUGCAGGAAAACCUCCCAAACCAGGGGUCGGAGGACUUGGGGGACUCGGCCCCCUUGGCCUGCAGCCAGGUGCUGCGGGUCUGUUCCCCGGAGGUGCCUUCCCCGGAGGGGCGUUCCCUGGAGCCGCCUCGGCCGCCGCGCUCAAGGCUGCUGCAAAAGCUGGUGCUGGCAUUGGAGGCGUGGGUGGAAUUGGUCCCGGUGGCCUCGGGGUCUCCACAGGUGCCGUGGUACCGGGCGCGGUGCAGCCCGGCCUGGGCGCGGCAGGGAAACCCCCUAAAAUACCAGGUGCUGGGAUUCCUGGAGCUUUUCCGGGCGGUGUGCUCCCCGGCGCAGGUGUUCGCUUCCCUGGYGUGGGGGUGCUGCCCGGAGUGCCCACUGGAGCUGGAGUCAAGCCUAAAGCACCAGGAGUUGGAGCCUUUGGAGGAAUCCCUGGACUGGGAGGUUUUGGAGGUCAGCAGCCCGGAGUCCCUCUGGGGUAUCCCAUCAAAGCUCCUAAGCUCCCAGGUGGUUAUGGACUGCCCUACACCAAUGGCAUCAGGCCCGGCGGGAUAGGAGCCGGCAUCCUGGCAGGAAAGGCAGGAUACCCCACCGGGACAGGGGUCGGAGCACAGGCGGCAGCAGCAAAGGCAGCAGCGAAACUUGGAGCCGGAGUCUUGCCCGGCGUUGGCGGCAUCCCGGGAGUCGCACCCGGUGUCGGAGUCGGCGCUAUCCCUGGAGUUGGGGUCGGAGGGCCCGCAGCGGCAGCGGCAGCGGCGAAGGCAGCGGCGAAGGCGGGAGCUUUUGCUCCAGGGGCGGUGCCUGGAGUGGGAGGUGUCCCCGGSCUCGUGCCCGGCGUYGGAGGCGUCCCCGGAUUGGUGCCCGGUGUCGGAGGUGUCCCCGGGGCGGUGCCCGGUGUCGCAGGUGUCCCCGGGGUGGCAGGUGACUGUCCCAGGAGCCCUGUCCCCACGGUCCAGCUCAGCAGGGCCGUGGUGGCUGAGGGUCCCUGUCUCCCUUGUCCCCAGGRGUGCCGUCGGCGGCAGCAGCAGCAAAGGCAGCUAAGUACGGUGCUGGAGUUCCCGGUGUUGGUGUYGGYGGYGUCCCCGGCCUCGUGCCCGGCGUCGGAGGCGUCCCCGGAUUGGUGCCCGGUGUCGGAGGCGUCCCCGGGGCRGUGCCCGGUGUCGCAGGUGUCCCCGGGGUGGCAGGRGUGCCAUCGGCAGCAGCAGCAGCAAAGGCAGCUAAAUACGGUACGUGCAGCGUGGGGGACUCAACCCCGGGACCCCUGCCCACCCUGAAACAYGGGGGGUGCC
Malurus melanocephalus (red-backed fairy wren) is the source of this 1329-nucleotide messenger RNA. It is a transcript of the gene ELN, whose product is annotated as elastin. The coding region runs from base 1 to 1314 and encodes 437 amino acids. The transcript has 17 exons. Gene Ontology annotation, molecular function: extracellular matrix structural constituent. Lineage: Eukaryota; Metazoa; Chordata; Aves; Passeriformes; Maluridae. The record is from RefSeq and is a predicted model, not a curated record.